AUGUCUAGUAAUUCCCUCUUAUUUUCAAUCAAUAACGAAGGUAAAGUCUAUGCUCUCACAACGAGUGGCUCUUGCUGGAGGGAGUUUAUGUACCUGGGCAUAGAAUUUAAAACGUUGUCCGCUGUGCCGCAUUUUUUGUGGGCCGUGGGAGGUGACCGACAAAUAUACCUUCAUGUCCAUGGACUUGAAAUACCAAUAAGAGUGAAAGAAGAGUCUUACGAAAAUGAAAGAUGGAUUCCAUUAGAAGGUUUUACUGGAAGACUUUUACCUACAGAUCGAUACCACUUUUCUUCUCAAGAUGGUAGCAAAGAUAGAGCAAUAGACUCCAUAAGACUUCCAUCUAUGGCAUGGCAAUGGGAAGGUGAGUGGCAACUGGAACUAACAUUAGAUGGGCAGCCAUUAGAUCAUGAUGGAUGGAGUUAUGCUGUUGAUUUUCCAGCUCAGUUUGGUCCUAUGAAGCAAUGGAAGUCUUGUGUAAGACGAAGGAAAUGGAUUCGAUAUAGAAAAUUCAGUGCAAUGAAUUCGUGGUGUGCUAUUGCUCCACUUCAUAAAGAUCCAACACAAGAACCCUUCAUAGAUGUCAGUAUUGGUGGUAAUCACAUUCCAUAUGCUUCUCCUGGUACACUGUCAGUGUGGGCUAUAACAGCUCAUGGUCGUGUAAUGUAUAGAACUGGAGUCAGUACAAGCUCUCCAGAAGGACAAAAAUGGAUCAAUGUUAGUAUACCACCGAAUUGUGAUAUAAAACAACUUUCAGUAGGCCCUACUGGCUUAGUUUGGGCAUUACUUUGGACAGGUAGAGCUAUUAUUAGAAAAGGGGUAACCAAAGAUUGUCCAACAGGUGAAGCUUGGUUGGAAGUAAAGUCACCUCCAGAAACUAAAUUAUCUGUCCUCUCUGUGGGAUAUAAUGUUGUCUGGGCAAUAAGUUCAGAUACCAGAGUAUGGUUUAGAAAAGGAGUGGACGGCAAUUUGUCUGGUAGUUCAGAAGCAGCUGCAAUGGGUACUGGUUGGUUGGAAAUAAAUGGUAACAUGGUUCAUAUUUCUGUCGGUAUUAAUGACCAAGUAUUUGCUAUUGGUGAAUCCAACAAAAAUGUUUAUUGGAGAAGCGGUAUAACUCCAGCAGAGCUAACAGGUAAAAGGUGGAGAAUGGUGCAAGCUAAUAUGCAGUUAAGUCGUACAUCAAGCACAGCAAGUAUUAUUUCAUCAGUAUCUAAUUCAAAACACCAGAGCCUCAAUUUACUACCUGAAUCAGCAACAACUGAAUUAAAGUCUAACAUUACUUUACAUAGUUCUUGGGAAGAAUCACAUUCAGCGCCCAUUGAGAAUACGUUACCCAUUAAACCUAGUGUGUCACGACCAAAGAAAAGUACAAAUCUUGAUAGUAUAGACUUAACUGGAAAAAGUUACGAAACUACAUUAAAAAAUCCAAGAGCUUGGAGUCCCGUACGUAGUGUAGGCUCUGUAGUUGGUAUGGAAGCACAACCAGAUAGUGAUAGUAGUGUGUUUGAUGUUGAUUCUGGAAUGUACUUUGAUGAUGAUGUUAGUCAAACAGCUUGGGGAACUUGUGAUGCAACAUGGGCUAUUGUGGAAGCUGGUGGUUGUGUUGUAGAUACCAUAAAUGUACCACAUUGGUUCUCUGACUCACAAAAUACUUUUAAUUCAGAUAUAACAGCUGAAUGGCGAUUACAAAUAUUAGAACGUUUAAAAAAUAGAAGCAAUUCAGAAUUUGAUUUAACUCAAUAUGGUUUAGCAAUUGAAGAAAAAGGUUGGACUCGCAGCAGUGAGGCAAGAUUAGUUAAUGCUAAUAAUUCUAGUGAGGACUGUAUAAUUUCUUUAUACUGGCAUGCUUAUGAAAAUACUGGAACUUUGUCUGUUUUUCAGCCUGAUGGUACUAUCAAAUUUAUUUUGAAUUUAGGUGAAAUUGUUUGCAUUACUACAUCAUCAGAACCAAGUAGCCCCAGAAUUUCAUUAACUGUUCCAAACCAAACCAAAGAUAUUAUUAAAAUACAGUUUAUGACUGAAAUGGAGCAAGAAGAAUGGUUGAAUGUGUUAGUUGAUAUUACUUCACAGAUACAUGGACUCUCAGGAAGACCUUCAAAUAACUCUGUCUGGGCUAUAACAAAUUCAGGAGACAUUUUGAACUGGGAUCCUAUGCCAGCAAAAUUAAAUUACGAAGAAAAUGGUAAAUAUUCAAAAGAAUUUCAAGUAUUUGGAAAAAAUAUCAUAAGUGGAUUUUCUACAGCACUACACAAUAAUUUCACACCUGGAUGUAUGCUGAGAAUGUCAGGAAGCUUGUUUGAUGAAAUUAAAAGAUUUCACAUCAACUUUCAAGGCCCAGAAGUAAAAAAGCAAAGGCAUAAAAUAGAGACAGAAGUAUGUGAAAUUCCUUUCCAUUUCAAUGUUCGAUUUGAUGAAAAUGCAGUUAUUUGUAACUCAAAAAUAUCUGGUCAUUGGGGUGCUGAGGAACGUCAUAAGUUACCUUUAGCAAGGGGACAGGAGUUUACUAUUACGUUUGUUUGUGAACUUAAAGGUUUCACAGUAAUUAUUAAUGAUGAAAAAUAUUGCUCUUAUAAACAUAGACUAUCACCAGAAACAAUUACAUCAGUAUCAGUGCAGGGGCCUUUAAAACUUUAUAAUAUGGAAUAUUUAUCAACAAGUGUUAUAAUAGGUCCAGAUGAAAUGUUUUGGCGCAUGAUGGGAGGCUAUUUACGAAAAGUGGAGUGUAGUCAAAAUGGAUUUGUGUGGGGCAUAUCUCAUGAUCAUAGAGCAUGGGUUUAUACAGGAGGCUGGGGCGGUGGUAUUUUAAAAGGAAUUGGAGGUAAUGAAGGAAUUCAUGCAAUGACUGAUACACAAACUUAUUGUGUUUAUGAAAAUCAGAGAUGGAAUCCAUUAUCUGGAUAUACUUCAACUGGUCUUCCCACAGACCGAUACAUGUGGAGUGAUAUUACGGGAAGGCUAAAAAGAACAAGAGAACAUACAAAAUUAUUAAAUCGGCAUUGGCAUUGGGUAUCUGAAUGGAUGAUUGAUUAUAACACACCUGGUGGCGUGGAUAACGAAGGAUGGCAAUAUGCAACUGAUUUUCCAGCGCCAUACCACGGAAAGAAAGUUUUCACGGACUGUGUUCGGCGACGGCGAUGGUACAGAAAAGCUCAAAUAAAUACGGAAGGACCAUGGAUUCGCGCUGGAAAUACAGGUUUACUUGAUAUUUCUGUUUGGGGUAACGGAGAAGAUGUUUCUGUGUGGGCAGUUACUGUUGGAGGUGAUGCAAUCUAUAGAACUGGUAUUACAGCUGCUUCUCCUGCGGGUACUCAUUGGGAGCAUGUCAACAGCCCACAAGCGUUAAUGGCAAUAAGCACAUGCAAUAAUAUAAUUUGGACAGUAGGUCGAAAAGGUGAACUGUAUUAUCGAGAAGGUAUAUCCGGAACUAAUCCAGCAGGAUCUAACUGGAAGUUAAUAGAGGCACCAAAAUGUGGGUUCGCUUACGGACAGAAAGCAACCGUUGGAGCAAAGGCUGUGUCUUUAACAAAAACUACAGCUUGGGUGCUGCUAACAAAUGGUACGAUUGCUGUCAGGACUUAUAUCAGUGAAGAACAACAAGAUGGUAAAAAAUGGAAAUAUAUAUCAGAUUAUGAAUUUUUAUUUAAACACAUUUCCUGUAUUGAGAAGGAAGUAUGGGCUGUGAGGUGUGACGGCGCUUUGCAGCGGCGGUUGGGUGUCACAGCAGACAACCCCACGGGCUCAACAUGGCAGCCGGUACUUACUGGAAACUUCGUACACGUAUCUGCUCGAGGCGGCUCCUUUGCAUAA
Parnassius apollo (apollo) is the source of this 3804-nucleotide messenger RNA. The record is from the annotation of a GenBank genome assembly. NCBI's taxonomy places the organism in Eukaryota, Metazoa, Arthropoda, Insecta, Lepidoptera, Papilionidae.